CUCUCAUACCAUAUCUUCUAUCUAAUUUAAGUCUGCUAGAAAUAUCAGAACCAAUGGAGGAACCACAGAGUCUUCGCUCUCUAUUUGCAUCAGCAAAGGAGCAAAAGAGUGCACUGGGAUCGCGGGGUGACACCAACGCCGAGACCUACCGAGACGAGGUGAAUGCAACGAUCACCAAAUUCCAAGAAUGCCAGCGUCAAGUGAGCAUGCUGUCUCUGUUCAGCUCUAAUGAGCUGCUGGAAGAUAUUUCAACCGGUGAUAUCCAGUACAUGACACUGGAAUACCAUCUAGCCGAGCUCUUGCAGCGAGUUGCUAUCUCAGACCGCGAAGCUGUCCUCAAGCGUGCGCUCGAAGAAUAUGAGAAAUACCUGAUGCGCUUGGAUGAGUACCUGCUACUCUCUGACGGAGAUAAGAAGCUCUUUGAGCAAUACAUGGCCAAUCCGACAUCUUUCACCCUGGCGCCAGUCAACGACGCUGCCGCCAGACGGGAAAUUAAAGUGACACGGUUUCGGGAAGAAAAAGAACUCAAGCAGAAACUGGAGUACUUCGCUCGCAACGAAACUCGACUGCAAAGUGACGAUGAUGACACCCGCUCCCUUUAUCUAGCAGAGAUCCAGCUCUAUACCCACCAGACCUUCCAGGCCUUGGAUCUCCUGAUCCAGGAAUUAUCGAUACUUUCAGCUAUGCGCAACGCGCCGCCCCGCCCCCCACCGACGGACGAUCCCAGACAGCGAAGCAAUAUUGGAGGUUUAAAUUACUCAGAACGCUUGGAUCCUUCAAUGUCACAGCUUUUGAGGGGCGGCAGAGGUGGCCCUAUCCUGAACAGCAAAGGAAAGCCAAUGCAGCCGUUUACGUUGUUGGGUCGACGUGCAGAAAUGCAACAAGGAGUAUUUCGCUCGGGUCAUAACCUUCCUACCAUGACAAUUGAGGAAUAUCUCGACGAAGAACACAGACGAGGAAACGUCAUUGAAGGAGGAGGCGAGAAGUCUGGCAUCAAACCGCUAGUCGACGAGGAUGAUCACAACAUUGCCGACCAGGAGACAAUGAAGGCACGAAAUUGGGACGAGUACACGGAAGCUAAUCCGAAGGGUGCUGGAAACACGCUGAACCGGGGAUGA
Molecule: messenger RNA, 1118 nt
Organism: Penicillium samsonianum
Lineage: Eukaryota; Fungi; Ascomycota; Eurotiomycetes; Eurotiales; Aspergillaceae
Product: IGBP1/TAP42 family protein
Exons: 3
Coding region: 54-1118 (354 amino acids)
Biological process (GO): regulation of signal transduction; regulation of dephosphorylation
Cellular component (GO): cytosol
Molecular function (GO): protein phosphatase 2A binding
Source: RefSeq, a predicted model, not a curated record